AAGGGAGAGAAGGGAGAAAAUAGUAUCAGAGAAAUCCACUGCUCACUUCCAACAUCAAAUUCAAACAUGUCCAUAGCUUUAUCUCAGCAGAGCUUCUUCUUCAAUGCUCUGUCAUCAACCCACUUCCCCAAAAGGAAGAUCUUCACUUCUGUAACCUCCACUAUCUCAUGCAGAUCCCCAUCUGAUGAUUGUGAUGGAGAUUCCCCCAGGAAGAGGGAGAAUCAAUUGGCAAAACUGGCAAUGGUAACAUUGGCAGCUGGAGUGUUGACACUGGGGUCAGUUCAUGAGGCCUCUGCAGCCAAGACUGGUGGCAGAAUCGGGGGUCAGGCUUUCCGGUCGGCUCCUCCUCGUGCAUCCUCCCCUAGAAUCAAUAAUUCGAGGACCAACAUUUACAUAAAUCCACCAGUGGCACCGCCUCUAGUUGGUGGUUAUGGAUUUGGCUAUGGUGUACCGUUCUAUGGCGGGUGGGGUUGGUCUCCAUUUUCAUUUUUUGCCCCAGGUCCUAGUGUUGCCAUUGGCGUUGGAGGUGGAUUCGAAGUUCUAGUUCUAUUUAUGUUCCUUGGUGCUGUUGCUGCUGUUAUAAGGAGAUUUGCUGGAUCAAAAGAUGAGGACGACGACUACUAUUGAGAUACAAAACAAGCUUUUUGUAUAGGAUUAUAUCAAGUUGAUGAAGGUGCUACAAUAUUGUAUAUGGUAAUGCCAUUGUGGGAUCUUGCAAGCCUAGAAAUAUCAUGUAAUGUAAUUACUUCAAAGAGACCAUCUUGUAACUGCCAGUGCUACAUUCCACUGUUCUUUUUCCAGGUAAAAAAGAACUGAAUUCAGAGAAUGGAAACAAAAAACAUAAUUUUUUGCCUAGCAAAA
This is a messenger RNA of Vitis riparia (riverbank grape), 861 nucleotides long. RefSeq lists its product as uncharacterized. The transcript has 3 exons. Bases 67 to 627 code for a protein of 186 amino acids. Lineage: Eukaryota; Viridiplantae; Streptophyta; Magnoliopsida; Vitales; Vitaceae. The record is from RefSeq and is a predicted model, not a curated record.